AUGCCGCCCAUGCAGGCGGCCACCAUGCAACUUCCCAUCCAGAUGACGCAUCACCAGCCUCGCGUGGAGGAGAAGACAGCAAUCGAGAACUACUACAAGCCCGAGCAGCAAGCUGUCGAGGCUGGCGACUACAAGGUCCCUACCGCUAUGGGGGUUGGCACCACCAUGAGCGCUAUUCCUGGCGCGGGCAUGACUGCGGUUGGAAUGGGCAACGCCCUUCAGGGCUUGGGUGGCAUGCCCGGUCUGGCGCAGUUCGGUGUCGCAGGCAUGGGACUUGGUGUCGGCAGCGUUGACCUCAAUCAACAGAUCCUCGCGGCGCAGCAACGUCAGUACGAGAUGAGCGCGGCUAUCGUCAAGGCUCAGAUGAGCAACAAUGCCGCCGCUGCUGCAGCAGCUGCUGCCGCCGUGCGUGCUCAGCCGAAACCUGCUGCUCCUCCCAGUCGGAAAUCUGCGCCGUCUUCGUAUGAGCCGCCUGUGCAGCUUACGGCCAGCGGUCGGCCAGCUCGCGCGCGUCGUGUCAACUACGCCGAGCUCGCUGGCGCCCUUCAGGAUGACGAGGAGGAAGACGACCAGGCUAACCUGGUCCCCAACUGGGCUCGCCGCCGGCGGAAAACCAGUGACCAGGAUCGCGACUACGGCGUCGGCGUAGGAAGCGGGGCGCGCGCAUCUAACGUCCAAAUGGGCGGCGUAGGCAACAACCCAGCCAUGUAUGGCGUUGCGGGCGCGGGUGGUUUUAACACUGCGCCUCGUGCUGCCGCUCCCACAGCCGGUGUGAACCUUUACGGGCUUGGAGGCCAGGCAGCUGCCGGUCUUCGCAGUGCCGUUGGAGGUGCAACAAGCGCGGGCUUGCAGGCCAACCUUGCCGCAGCGGGCAUUGCGGGCAACGCAGCGUUGGCUGGGCAGGCUGGAUGGCAAGGCCAAGUAGUGUGGGGACAGAACCCGGCAAUGGGUGGAUACGGCGCCCUGCAGUCGUUGGCGGCCGCACAGCGCCCGCAGGUCGCGGCGCAGCAGUUCCUUUUGCCCCCCGGGGCUGCUCGCGGUGUCGCGCCUAACAUUAUGCAGGACAUGCAGUUGAUGCUUUCCCGUGGUGCAGACGGGCAGGGUGGCAUGCCGGGUGCUGGUCAGCAGCGGUAG
Messenger RNA from Volvox carteri f. nagariensis, 1134 nucleotides. RefSeq lists its product as uncharacterized. The coding region runs from base 1 to 1134 and encodes 377 amino acids. The transcript has 2 exons. The record is from RefSeq and is a predicted model, not a curated record. Lineage: Eukaryota; Viridiplantae; Chlorophyta; Chlorophyceae; Chlamydomonadales; Volvocaceae.